GUUGCCAUGACAACGGACCCCUCAACAUGGACCCCUUGUUCAUCGCUCUAAGUAACUUCAGGCGCAGGAACUUCGACAAGACCAUAGCAAUAUGCACAGAAAUACUAGCCAAAAAUCCAUACGAUCAGGCUGUAUGGAGUUUGAAGACACGAGCACUCACCGAGCAAGUGUGGGUGGAUGAAUGUGAUGGUGAGGAGGAGGGUUUAGCUGACGUCUUGAUGGACGACAACACCAUAGCUUCUGUCGCUCGCCCCGGUACGUCCCUCCGCACAGCCUUUCCCUCAACUGCCGAUGGACCCUCACAGACCUUUAGACCAUCAACACAGUCGGGUCAACCUCUGAGUGGUGUAGUUCGACCUGGCUCACAAGGUGGACGGCCCGGUACAAUGGAUCAGGCACUACGUACUCCUCGCACAGCUCAAACAGCCCGUCCUGUCUCGGCCACAUCAGGUCGACAUGUGCGUCUUGGUACAGCCUCCAUGUUGCCGUCGGCAGAAGGACCAUUUAUCAAUUUAGCUCGUUUAAAUGUUGCAAAAUAUGCAAGUCAACAAAACAUUGCAAAGGCUUUGUUUGAUUAUAUUUAUUUUCAUGAAAAUGAUGUCAGGCAUGCAUUAGACCUGGCAGCACAAGCCACACAAGCGCAGGAGUUUAAAGACUGGUGGUGGAAGGUACAGCUCGGACGAUGCUAUUACAGACUUGGCAUGUUUAGGGACGCUGAAAAGCAGUUCAAGUCAGCACUGAAACAACAGGAUCACGUGAAUACGUAUCUACUACUGGGCCGAGUAUACAUUCGUUUAGAUCAGCCAAUGGGUGCCCUCGAGGUGUACAAGGACGGACUCGACAAAUUCCCUGGGGAAGUUACGUUGCUUACUGCAAUUGCAAGGAUUUAUGAGGGUCUUCAUGAUCUGACCAAAGCAGUUAAAUACUACAAGGAUGUCUUACAACACGAUGCUACUCACGUUGAAGCAAUAGCGUGUAUUGGAACCCAUCACUUCUACACCGACCAGCCCGAGGUGGCUUUGCGGUUUUACAGACGUCUACUGCAAAUGGGCAUUUACAACUGCGAGAUCUUCAACAACUUGGGUUUGUGUUGUUUCUAUGCUCAGCAAUAUGACAUGACACUGACGUGCUUUGAAAGAGCACUCAGCCUGGCCACCGACCAGAGCGUAGCUGAUGUAUGGUACAACUUGGGACAUAUAGCUCUGGGAAUUGGGGACAUAAACCUGGCAUACCAAUGCUAUCGUUUGGCUCUUGUUGCUAACAACGACCACGGGGAGUCAUACAACAACUUGGGAGUGCUGGAGUAUCGGCGAGGGAACCUGGAUACAGCUCGUGCCUUCUUCAUGACGGCAUCCAGCCUGGCCCCUCACAUGUUCCAGCCACAUUUUAAUCAUGCCAAACUUGCUCAUAAGGUUGGAGACCUACAGACCAGCUACAUCAUCGUUCAGAAGGCACUCGCACUCUUUCCCGCACAUGUGGACUCUAAGGAACUCCUAAAAACUCUUGAGAUGCACUUUCAUACUUUGUAAUAAGCACUGAAAAUAUGUAUCUAUAGCUAGUAAAAGUAUAUAAAUUAUAACAAAAUUCAUAACUACUUAUAUGGGGAGAGUUGAGUGUGUCAUCAUACAGUACUGUAUUAUAUUUAAGUAAUCAUCAAAGAUGUAUUGUAUUUAAAAAAAUAAACAUUUAUACAAUU
Procambarus clarkii (red swamp crayfish) is the source of this 1696-nucleotide messenger RNA. It is a transcript of the gene BBS8, whose product is annotated as tetratricopeptide repeat protein 8. The record is from RefSeq and is a predicted model, not a curated record. Gene Ontology annotation, molecular function: protein binding. NCBI's taxonomy places the organism in Eukaryota, Metazoa, Arthropoda, Malacostraca, Decapoda, Cambaridae. Gene Ontology annotation, biological process: non-motile cilium assembly. Gene Ontology annotation, cellular component: ciliary basal body; non-motile cilium; BBSome.